Molecule: messenger RNA, 8608 nt
Organism: Frankliniella occidentalis (western flower thrips)
Lineage: Eukaryota; Metazoa; Arthropoda; Insecta; Thysanoptera; Thripidae
Gene: Tdg
Exons: 7
Coding region: 545-3643 (1032 amino acids)
Biological process (GO): base-excision repair, AP site formation
Cellular component (GO): nucleus
Molecular function (GO): DNA binding; mismatch base pair DNA N-glycosylase activity
Source: RefSeq, a predicted model, not a curated record
GUUGCGCACGGCAAAAAUGGCCCUCGGACCGGAGCUAUUGAUUUUUAGGGACGGACCAUAGAUGUCCAAUCACAAAACAGCUCAAUCUCCCUACGCACGGUCUAAGGUCAGAGGGUGAGGAUUCGCGUUAUUUGUCCGAGCCGAGCCGAGCGAGCGCGGUGUGUUUUGACGUGGAAAUGUAUCGGCGUGUGUUGACCGUCGGGCUUGGCGGAAUAGGAGUCUUUUCUCAGUGCCCUUUCUGGUGUUAAAAGAUGGGCUCUCCGUGAAAAAAGGAGAAAAAGUUUGCGUUAUUCUCAUGCAGGUUGCAACCUUAUUUCGAGAAUCGUCGCAAAUCCUAGAAACAACGGCCGAAGCGCAUCGCGAGCCGGGAAAACAUAGCCCGAAACAGUGAGUGACAAGUCAUGUGGCGAAGUGAACGCGACGGAAAGUAGAUGAAUACGGAUUUUUUUACUGUGAUACGAAAUGAUUUGGUGAAGAUUCGUAAUAUGUGAGUGCAGUGCCUCCCGAAUUUUCGGCGGAAACUGGAUGUCACGUCAGAACUAAAAUGUUAAGCCUCUCAUCAUAUGAUACUAUGAAACAAGAGUCCCAUGAUGAUGGCUAUGAGACAUGUGGAGACCUGGAUUCAAGGGGACUCGGAAAAGACUUCCAUAACCACUCACAUGCCUUGGGACACUCGCUCUCUGAAAUGGAUCACCUGCAACAGCCAAAAACGGAGUCUAAGGCAUAUUAUCAGCCGCCGUCUGAGCUCUCGCAGACUUCAAAGGAUCACAAGUUCAUCGAUUACCCAAGUGACAUGCAGCAAGUUGGAAAGGAAAACAAAUUUAUUGAUUACCAAAGUAGCGGCAGUGGUUUCGGGAUGAAGUGCAACAAUAUGAGUGGUGUGGACCCAUACAGUUUUAGUGAGGAUGUGAGUAUGGGGGCCGGAAGCUUAGGAAGAGGACCAGAAUCAGGAAUGUCAGCUCUCCCGCAGUCAGUUGUUCCACCUGUUCCUGGGCACGGCAUGAUUCCCCAGCAACCUCAGUGUGGAGGAACCUUCCCUCCCAUUCCAAAGAAAAGAGGACGGAAAAAGAAAAUCCGACCUGGGGAAGAAGGGGCCGACGGUCAGUUUUUCGAUGCGACGGGGGGCAAAGGAGAGAAGGUGGGCCACUUCAAAGAACGGAAGAAGCACGACCGCUUCAACGGGAUGACGGAAGAGGAGGUGCAAAAGCGGACCCUGCCGGACCACCUGACGCCGAACCUGGACAUCAUCAUCAUCGGCAUCAACCCGGGGCUGUUCGCCGCUUACAAGGGACACCAUUAUGCCGGUCCGGGAAACCAUUUCUGGAAGUGCCUGUAUUUAUCUGGGCUGACCCCCGAGCCCAUGACAGCGGACGACGACUACAAGCUACUCAACGUGGGCAUCGGCUUCACCAACAUGGUGGAGCGCGCCACGAAGGGCAGCGCGGACCUCACCCGCAAGGAGAUUAAGCGGGGGAGCCAAGUGUUGCUUGAGAAACUUCAGAAGUUUAAGCCGAAGAUUGCUGUUUUUAAUGGCAAGCUAAUAUAUGAAGUAUUCUCGGGCAAGAAAGACUUCUAUUUUGGACGUCAACCCGAUUUCGUUGAUGGCACGAACACUUAUAUGUGGGUUAUGCCUUCGUCCAGUGCUCGCUGUGCCCAACUCCCAAGAGCUGCCGAUAAAGUCCCAUUUUAUGCGGCUUUGAAAAAAUUCAGAGAUUACCUCAAUGGAGUAGUGUCUGAAUUUGACGAGAAUGAAGUAAUAUUUACAUCAUCGAAAUUAAAGCACUACUAUGAGCCAGAAAUAAAAGAUGAUCCUGAUGAGGGAAGCCAGAAGCAGUUUGGGUACAAUUACCCCCCUAGAAUUACAAAUGGCGAUGGAUCAGACGGAGCCACGGAGACUAAAGCUCUAGUUCCUGUUGUCAAACAAGAAGAUGGAACUGUUUUACCACCAGAGCCUGAACAGCCUGUGAAGAAAAAGAGAGGGCGGCCAAAGAAAAUUCGUACGGAUAAUCCAAAUGACCAGCCACCCCCAAAGAAACCAACCCCUAGAAACACUGCACCUGCUGAUCCUAACGCUCCAAAGAAGAAAAGAGGACGACCGAAGAAAAUCAAAGAGGAAGCAGGUACCACUGUGGCCACCAACAAUAACAUGGGUAAUUUGAGUUCGCCAAUUAGUAGCUACACUCCUCAUAUGCCUAUGAACCAAUGCCAUCAGGGCUACAAUUCAUCAGCAUUUAGCAACCAUGGGCAUUCGCAUAACCACAUGAAUCAUAGUCAAUCAAUUAUGCCUUAUAACCAAAAUUCUGCCCAGUCUCCUCUUUCAGUAAAUAAUUACCAUCAGUCCCCUUUGCCCCACCAUUACUCGCACUCUCCUCAGCCAUCAUCUUUAACUCAUUCUGAUUUAUCGUCUGAAAUAAGUGCAGCAAUAUCUUCGGAGCACAACCUAGGCUCCCCUUCUCCCCACUCACCAAGCCUUGGCGCGCCCUCGUCAGACUUUGAAUCAGCCGCCAACAUGUCUGAUAGUGCAAGUAAGGGUGGACCUCUCGGAGUGAAGACAGAACAAGUUGUUAGUGAUCCUCAAGCUGACUGUGGGUUCCACAACAUGUCUUCAUCCAAUGACAGUCAAGGGGGAUCCUACCAGAACUAUUCAAGCUUCUCAAGCAGCAGUGACCACCAGACACAUUCCCAGGGGCUCUCUCAGGGCCUGUCGCCUGGCCUGUCACCGGGCCUCUCCCAUCGCCAGCAUCAUACUGGAACUCCUACGCAUCAACAGCAGCAACAGCACCAACAACAACAGCAGCAGCAGCAACAGCAGCACCAGCAACAUCCUGGAUAUCAACAGAGCCUGGGCAGUACAGAAUAUGAGCAAAAAUGUCAAGAUGUGGCUGCAAAAAGUUUGUCUGGCUUAGAAUCUCUGGUUGAUCAGAUUCCCAGCAUUGCAGACACUGACGGGCCAAGUGGAGUUCCUGUUAACGAAGGCGGCCCAGACCAAUAUCCUGGUGGACAGUCUGGACCUGGAGGUUCUGGCCACUAUGUUGAAGAAGCAGGCUAUCUCACCAACUACUCGUGUGGGGCAAAUGGAAGUGGUAAUAAUCCUUACUCUUCGUCAAACUCCAACUAUUCAAACCAAAGCUCUAACUAUAAUAGUGGUAUUAGAAUGAACUUUUCUAUAUCAUCAUUAGCCAAUAGUAGCAGCAGUCCAGGGAGUAGCUCGCCCAACAGCAAUCACGCGAGCAACCCAUUUUCAGUUAGUAAUAUGGCUCAGAGCUACAGUUCAAAUAACUCAUAUAACAUGAUGAGCUCAAUGCCUCACAUGGACUCUCAUCACAUGAUGAAUCGUAUGUAUGGUAGCCCUAAUGGAGCUGGAAACUGUGACAUGUCAAUGGCUAGCAAUAUGGGCCAUUACUCUUACAAUCAGUACUCAUCAGGCUCAGCCUCCUACCCUGGAUCACCCAGCACUGCACCGUCCACGCCGGGCAGCACUCCUGGCAGCGGUGGAUCUGGGUACUACUCACCGUCUCACAGCUUACACAUGCCAAGUCCAAGUUACCCCUCUCCCUAUAGUUCUGGCUAUGGAGGGAGUCCAUAUUCGAUGUACCCGAAACCAGAUGUAGACAUGAGCAGUUAUGGAGGCAGCUCAUUUUGAGGAAUGUGUAGACAUACGAGUCCAUUAAGCUGAAAUGUGAGUUGAUGAAUGCGUAUGAGUGACUGUGAUUGCUGUGUAUCAUUGUUUCAAUCUUCUCCUCCCUUUCUUAUCUCUUAAACUUCAUUCAAAUUUUUAUGUAAGAGAAAUAUAUAUACUAUAUAUUUAUAAAUAUGAACUUCCCAUUAUGCAUGAAUAGAUUGCGGGGAGAACAGUUUUAAGUUCAUAUGAAUGAAAUUGUGAUAAGGGAAAAAUAUUGGUGAUGUGUAGAGCACAUUGUAAAAAGAUAUGCCACUUCUUCAUUCUUUAUUUGUUGUGGCUUGCUUUAGGAGGAUUUUGUCUUGCCCUGAACGUGACAUAGAAGUAACUCAUUCUAUUUAGAGAAUGGCAAUAUUCAUUUUUUCCGAUUUGCAUUUUGCUAUUGGCAAGGUACAGAACCAUGGCAAUCAUUGUAGUACUAUCUUACAUGUGAACAAAUUCUGAAUAACUCAGAAUUUUUCAAAUUUUCUUUAUUAAAGCAAUCUGUUGUUACCAGUAAGUAAUAGAAUUUUAGUUAAAAAGUACUUUAAAAUUAUGUGUCAAAAAUUGUAUAGUUCUGUUACUUAAUUAUUACACACUUAAUAAUGAUAAUAUAAUGUAAAGUGAAAGUAAAUGUGAGCAAAGCUCAACAAACAUGAAAUUUAUAGUUCAGAUUGUUCAUUGAGCUCAGCACUCUUGUUUUGAGGCAACAUUAUCAAACAUAGUUUGCUCAAUAUUGGCUCUUGUUUGAACUGUGAGUUGAAAUUUUCAAGCCAAAUUUGGUUUGGACACAGUGUUUAAGACUGUAUGUUGUAACCUUUGUUGAAUCUGUUACCUGAAAUAGUAAUAAUAUUCAGUUACAGUUAUAUAAGGAUUUAAGUUACCUAAGUAAGUGGUGGUUAUGUAAAAUGGCAUUUGCGUCCCUCCUCAGGUGUGUGAUAUUGUUAUCCCAGUGGAGGAGAUGUUAUAACCCACAUUUAUUAUAUAAUCAAAAGCCUCAGCCUCUAAAUGAUCUGUGCAGUGGAAUCAGACUAGCAGUUUUGUUUUUCCACCUGGGUUUUACAAUAAUGAACUGAGCAGUUGCUUUCUAAAUGGAUAGAUACACCUUUCAAUCAAUUUGAGAUCUUUCGUUUUUAUAAGUAUCUAUUAUCUUUGAUUCUUAAAACCUGACUGCUGAUUUAAAUGAUAGCAGAGGAUUCCCCAAAAGACUGUUCCCAAAAUUUAGAUAUCUUAACAGAUCGAAAUUCUCUCUUUUGCUGUACUUGUGCCCACAACAAUCUAUUCAGACUUCCUUUCCUAAACCUCCAUUGAGAAACAAUUUCACCACUUAAAGGUUUGAAUAAUGCUGCUCAAACAAAAUGUAAGUGUUUAAGUGCUGAGAUAAUUGUUUGUUUUUUUUUGUUUGUUUUGCGUAUCUCUGAAGAAAUGGUUUGUGGAUUGUUUAACCAAUCAUUCCUUUAUUAUUAUGAUUUUCUGUGUAUGGAAGUAAGCUUUAACAGCCUCAGAAGCUAAACUGUUUAGUGUAUUACUUUAUUAAAGAAUACAUUAUUUCAAAUAUGUUUUGGUGCUGGCAAGUCAGCCCUAUCCAUCACAGAAAGAGAGAUUACUUGUACAGAUGUCUGCUUUAUCAAUCUAAAGCUUUUGUAUUGGCACUUUAAUUUUCUUCUCAAGGAAUGUUGGUUUGACACUCAUUCUCUCAAUUGCCUCAUGGAAAAUGCCACUAACAUAGGGUUUCAUACUAGUUCUGUCCUUACUAUUGCCAAUCUUAAGUACAACCUAAAUUGGCUAUCAAUACUUACAUGUUUGUUACUUACUGUCAAAAACCUAUGGAAAUUGUGUGUAGGCAAGUUAUGUGACUGUGAAAUUAGUAAAUUUAACAAUUUAAUUCUCUUUGGAUGGCUAUCAUGUAGCUUCAGUAACAUACUUUUCAACUCAAUGUGUGUGUUUACUCUUUGUUCUUUGUGUUGUUUUUUAAACACCUAUUUGUUUGGUUUAUUAUGUUCACUUUGGCUUUUAUUUCUUGUUGUGUAGAUAUUAAUGUAUGUUAAAGCUAUUGUUGUGUGUUGUAACAACUAUGGUCUACUUUCCUCUUCUUCUCUCAUUCUGUCCUUUUAAAUGUUGUGGCGGUGACAUAGCUACACAAAUGAUGUAUAUUGUGCACUCUCAAGUCCGGAAAGAGUUAACCUUCUGCAUGUUACAAACUUUCACUGCAAUAUUGGUUGGGCUAUAGAACUUCCCUAUCCCCUUCAAUCAAGUAACAACAGCCAAUGAUUGCUGGUGUACUGCUAAAUAGUGUUGAUUUUUGUGGGUACGUAUAUGUCCUCUGAUAGUGCAGAAUGUAUUUAAACCUUUGUGAUUUCUGAAAUGGUUGUGUAAUCUUGUGCAGUAGGAGUGAUUUACUGUAAUUGCCUACUUGAAGUGGCUAUCAAAGAUUUAUGGUUGUGAUCUAAUUUUUGACAUUGCUCAGUAUGUACUACAAUGAAAUUGAUGUGGACUCUUUUCCCUAAUCAAGUAGCAUGCUCUCUCUUUUCGGACUUGAUCAUUUAUUGGUACUUGUAGUUUGUGGGAUAAGCAUGUGCGUUUUCUGUAAAAUUAUGUCUGUCAAAUUGCCAUAAAAUAGGACUGAAAUGUACUGAAUCUCUUAUGUUGUUUGGUAAUGUAAAGACUUCAGUAUUUGGUUGUUGAAAAGACAUAAGUCAUGCUGGAAAAUAGUGCCAAACAUCUUUGAAACAUUUGCCAGUGUAUUGAUUUUCAUUUUGCUUGUCCAAAGUGCAAAAUACUCAGCAGCAUAAUGAAAAAUUUUCUUUGUCAUUUCUUUGAAACAGUUUUCUUUACAUUCUGUAAUUUCUUGCUUACUGUUAAAUGUUGCAAUUUCAUUGUACUGUUCACCCGGCAUGUUUAUCACAUCAGUUGAUCUCUUUCUGAAUGGUUUUGCAAUAUAAUGUUGUGCACUAGCAUUUGAUUUUACCAUCAUGGAUUGUGUUAGCUCAGUAUCUCUCUAAUUAUUGUCUUCCAUGUUUGUUGGUGUUGUUUAUUUUCUGCUAAGACUUCUAACAACACCUGUGGAGUUUUCUGAACUGUGAUUUAUACAACAAUAGAGCCUACUAUAUUAUAAGAACCCUUGAAUUCGGUUUGCAGUUAUAUCAAUUUUUAUGUUGCCUCUGGGGAAAUGGUCCACACCAUUUGAUUCAGUAUGCUAUAAAUCCGGCCAACUAUUGCAAUUUCAUAAUGUCACCCUUUUUCGUAUGUUGUUAAUCUGGUGCUGUAUUUUGGCUGACAAGAGCAGACUUAUUUUUCAAUUGCUCUGUUGAUCCAGGUCCUACAGUGUCAGGAUUAGGUAAUGUCGAAACCAAGUUGUAGGUUUGAGUACAAACAUAUUGCAAUAAUAACUGUAACCUUAAUAUUAAUUAUAAGCUGGUGCAGGCACCCUCUGUUGAUACACUGUUCUGGCAAGGCUCGUGGCUAUUGCUCCUGUACAACAAUUUGUGAAAUAGUUAAGUGUACAAACAGUGUGCAAAAUGUCCAUUAAUUAGCAGUUUGAUGUGGUUUUGCCCACACACAUUUAGUGACAGAAUUAGUCAAAACAAAGUACUUUCAAACAUUUAUUAUUAAAUCCUGCCUAUUGAUUUGUUAUCAGCUGAGAGCACUCUCUAUCAAAGAGGAAGAAAUUUUGAUAGUCAAGGAACAAAAUUGAGGGUUGCAUGUUGUACGCAGUAGGAAGAUCUGAUUGGGAAAUUCAAUUGCAUAUUACUUUUCUAAUUUCAGUUUUAAAAUUUUCAGCAAUUUCUUUUUUUUAAACCUUACAAAAACCCGGAUCACUUCCGCCAGUAUUUUAGUGCUUCAGUUGUCCUUCAUGGACAACUUUCUUGAGUCACUGUUAACUUUAACUUUGCAUUUUUGAAAUUGCCACCCGAACACUGUUCAUUUUGCUAUCUUUUAGAUCAAUAUGUAACUGCAAGCUGAAAAUAACACAAAGUUGAUCAGGAGAUGUGGUCUGGGGCUACCAAAUCAAUGCUCUGUAGCUUCCUGUGAUAAGUUCUGAAUUUCUGAUGGCUAAUGUACUAGGUUUUAUUCUUUGCUGUACCAAUUAUACCUGUUAUAUUAUGGUCAUAUUAUCUCUGGUGUACUGCGUGAUGUUCACAAUGACUUUUGGGCAGUUUGUUUUGUAGCACAGGUCCUGCAUUGGAUAAUGUACUCUUUGCUGAUGUGACUGUUUAGUUCCUUUUAUCAUUAAGCAAAUGCUGUAGUUUCUGUUCAUUCUCCUCUUUCACGUUAUUGUUGGACAUGUUUUCCACUUGUUUUAUGUUUGUUUUACGUUUGUAAAAGAGUUUUCUCAGGUUUCUUACUUCACUGUUAUUGUUAUACCUACUUCAAUUGUUUUUUGUUCUUGAUGUAAACCGUAAAGCAAAAUCAAGGGGGUAAUUAACUAAGUACAGCUUGACCAGUUGAUGUUCAAAACUGCAUAUUUGUGAACCUUUAAAAAAUACGUUGUUCUUCAGUUUAUCAAGUCAUUUGAUUUUCAGAUUUUUCAAAAAGUAUUUUUUGCUGUAAGGUCUGGGGAUAGUAAUUGUUUUUUCUUUGGUGUGUUUUUUUAUGUAGUUGACAAACAAUUUUUUUUUAGAAAUAACAAUAUUUACCUGUUCACUAAUAUGCUAAAUAUUUUUCAUGCAAUUGCAAUCAAUUUAUAAUGUUUUGAGUGCAAUAUAUAAGAUAAAGUAAUUUUUUUACCUGUAUAAAUCAGACAUUCAUAAAUUCAUUGUUUCUGCUCUCGUUUGAAAAUCACUGUUUUUCAAAAGUAAUAGAUACAUUAAUUCUAGAUACGAUACAUUAAUUCUUUCCAUACUGCUGUUUACAACUUCAGCACACAGGUUUUUGCAAAAGGAAUCUGUGUAUAUCAAAAUGGCUCAAAUACCUCACUUGUGUUUAAAAUAAAACUUUUACAUCAACAUA